GCAGUUUCAAGGCCACACGGAUGGUGCCAGUUGCAUCGACAUCUCCAAUGAUGGCACCAAGCUGUGGACGGGGGGGCUGGAUAACACGGUGCGGUGCUGGGACCUGCGCGAGGGGCGUCAGCUCCAGCAGCACGACUUCAGCUCCCAGAUCUUCUCGCUGGGCUAUUGCCCGACGGGCGAGUGGUUGGCGGUGGGGAUGGAGAGCAGCAACGUGGAGAUCCUGCACGUCACCAAACCGGACAAGUACCAGCUGCACCUCCACGAGAGCUGUGUCCUCUCCCUCAAAUUCGCCUCCUGCGGCAAGUGGUUUGUGAGCACGGGGAAAGACAACCUGCUCAACGCCUGGAGGACGCCCUAUGGAGCCAGCAUCUUCCAG
This is a messenger RNA of Nestor notabilis (Kea), 376 nucleotides long. Its product is annotated as protein groucho-1-like. Gene Ontology annotation, molecular function: protein binding; transcription corepressor activity. Gene Ontology annotation, biological process: regulation of DNA-templated transcription; negative regulation of canonical Wnt signaling pathway. Lineage: Eukaryota; Metazoa; Chordata; Aves; Psittaciformes; Psittacidae. Gene Ontology annotation, cellular component: transcription regulator complex; nucleus. The record is from RefSeq and is a predicted model, not a curated record. The annotation marks the transcript as partial. The transcript is spliced from 3 exons.